Messenger RNA from Bradysia coprophila, 9996 nucleotides. RefSeq lists its product as uncharacterized. NCBI's taxonomy places the organism in Eukaryota, Metazoa, Arthropoda, Insecta, Diptera, Sciaridae. The record is from RefSeq and is a predicted model, not a curated record.
AUUAUCGAAUUGAAGCUCUUCACAUCAUUCUGUGCAAAGAUUCAUUUUAAUUUGUAUAAAAACUGAGAGUUAAACUCAAGUUUGCGGUUUCUAUAGUUUUGGUGUGCACAUAAUUCAUUUAUUGUUUUUUAAAUCGCUUUACUCAAGCAAUUCAAUUUCUUAUGAUAAAUGUGAAUGUGUUCCUUUCUUGCCUAUCACAAAGGACACAAAGAUACCCGGCUCCUUAUCGAGGUCACUGCACUCGGCGACAAUCAAUUUGAAUAUUUUUUGUUAUCAAGCGUCUAUAGUUGCAGGAAGGAUAUUCGAUAUUAGCGAGAAAUACACAACGAGUCUUAGUCGAAAUUGCUUGUCAAAGGAUUACAGAAUUUACAGGACAUAAAUUCGUGUUCCGACAUCCAAAAUGAGUGACUCAGAACCUGAAUCAAACUGGUGGACUGAAUUAAAUCGUGAUAGGAGCAAACCAAAGUUUAAAUUCAACGGAGAACUAUUUCAACUUAUGGUUCAUGAAGUGUUCCUACCGAAAAAACUUCCCGAUCACUACGAUGCAAUGCAAGCGUAUCAUCAUGAAUCUCUUAUGCUUGCUUUAAUGGCUGACAUCAUCCAAGAUUUGAGCAACGAAUUACCCAAAUCAACCCACAAUCUGUUCCAAACCUGGUCGUUUCUCCAAUGUCGUCAGUAUUUGGAAGUGCCAGAAACGCAAAAUGCUAUAGCGUCAUUGCAAAGUGGCGAAAUGAUCGCUCUAUAUAUUCGGGAACAGAACUGUGGUUUUUGCCUUUACAUUCCACGUGAUCGUAAUUGCGGAAACAAGGCCAUCGUUUCAGCGUUUCCAGCUUCACUCGAAAAUUCAAUUAUCAUGUCGAGCGAGAAUGAUCCUCAGAUGUCUUUCCCGGCGAUUUCACUUUCGAUUCCCUUCGACAACUUCGUUAAAUCAAUUCCAUUCGCCGAGCAAUUGGCAUUGCUGGAUCAGUAUCAAUUUGAAAGAGCAAUGCCGAAAGCUAAGAAAUCAGGAAGCGAUGUGACCGAAAUCCGUGACGUUGCUGAUCCCAUGUACGUGUCCAAGUGGCUGUUAGCAUUUCUCACAAACGAAGAUUCGAAUGUGGUGACUGGACACGAUUUCCCAAGAACCGUAAAGAAAGUUCGUGAUGAUGUGAUAUUCAAAGGCGGUGAUUUGCCAUACAGAAGAUCUGGUUUAUGGAUGACAAUGAAAGUAGCGUUGCGAUUGAAUCUCGAGACAGAAUUUGAACGUGAUAAGGCGAACUGCAUAUACAAAAUCAUUCAAAUCCAUUUAACAAGUAAAAUGUGCGAGUACGUGCUGUCUAGUAGGACAAUCGAUGCUAGCCUUGCUAUGGAAAUGGUUGCUAAAGUUGCACGCAGACUUGAUAAACUCGCCACGAAACUUGGAACAUCAUUGGAUAAAUUCGAUUUCGAAUCACUAUACCGGUCGGUGACUAGCAACUCAAAGGAUGUCAUAUUUAAAGUGCGCGAAAGAGUGAACGAAGAAUUCAUCAAAUUGAGUCGUCUUGACAGGCUGACGGCGUUACUCAAACCACUCGAUGACAUAAAUUUUCAACGUGACUCGAUUCACAAAAUUCCGAGUCUUAAACAGUACUUGGGAUCGAGAGUAAGCUCAACCACAUCGUCAACUGCGAAUCACUUACUGGAACCGCAACUAAUACUGAGACAUCGCGUGAACUCUCUCGAUUUCCCAAACUUUGACUUUUUGAAAAUCAGUACCGAAGUCAAUACCACAAUUCUGCUGGCCGAUGUCGAACGCUGGAUCUGGGAAAAUUGCAGCAAAUGUACUGCAGAGCAUGUUUUAAGCCUUCGAGAUCUUGCUGUUAAUUAUGGAACGGCAGCCAAGAAAUAUUAUGUGGAUGAUCCGUUGGGUGGAAGCCGGAUGAUUUUGACGAUUUUACAGAUCAUUCGAGCCCUGGAUGAAAUAGCCACCGACGAGUAUUCCCUAUUGGAGGAACAUCACAGCGGAAUUAACCCGAAGAUAAUUGAAGAUUUACUGUUACCGACACGUGAGCAGUUAAAAGUGGCAUCUGGCUUGGAAAUCUAUUUCAAACAACGUAAUUCUGAAACGUCGUUUCCUGCACUGAAUGCUGAGUCAACAGUUUCGAAAGAAUCGUUCGCUUCCCGCUAUGCCCAAACUAAUCCUGAAAUGACCGAUUUACUGCAGACAAUUUUAGAUGCAGAGGAGGAAAGAAUUGAAGCCAAAAUGCUAGAAGUUUCGAAAGCUCGGAUGAAGAUAGAGCAAUGGAAAAAGGAAGCGAAAAAUUUGCAGCACGAUUUCAUAAAAAUUUGGGCAACUGUUGAGUACCGGACAGUACACAAUCGUCAUUGCAAGCUCUGCAAAUUGCAAAAGAAUUGGACCAAAUGCUCCGUUGAGAUAUACGAACGUUCAAUAAGUCGUGACGAAGAUUGUCAAUACGCCAUUGCUUUUGAACUGUUAAUACCGACCGAAAUCUCGUGUUUACGUGACGUACUUCAAUUCGCCGCAGAAGAAUUUUUUUUCACAUCGAGUUCAAAACUUAGCAUCAGAGGCGAUUGGAUCAACUACGAACAGAUUGCAUGUCACAAAGAAGAAUGGGAAAGACGUGUAAAUUUGGGCAGUUCGUGCAUACUCUUUAUGAAGUCACAUUAUACGAAGAAACUUCAUGCCGAUUCAGAUGAUAAAGAUUUUGUCGUCAACAACGGAUACAACUGUGUCUACUAUGCUUCCAGUAGUGGUAACGACAAGGACGACGGUAUCGAAUUAGCAAAUGAAAUCGAGAAGCAAACGAUUAAACGAUUUUGCACAUUCAACGUCGAUCCGGAAUCGCCAUACCGAAACCUUCAAUGGACGCUGUCGAGUACAAAUCAUUCUCAAAACGAGGUAUUGGCUAGUCAAAGUAGCUGUCCCAUGGAAUUGAACUUGUCAGAAUACGUUGCAUUUGGAUCACUUCGGUCGGAUGGAUGUCGUUUACAAAUGCGCAAUAUUUAUCGAGCUCUCGCAACGGAAACACUAUCGUUUGAAAAGCAAUCGGUUGCAGCACUUGUCUUUCAAGCAUUGUGGCAGGCAGGACCGAAAUCGGAAAAUCAUUGGCUUCGCGAGUCGUAUGAGGACCUGGCUGACGAUAUUUUUGCGUCUGAGAUGCUUGAUUUGCUUUCAAAAUAUCUGUCGCUGCAGCAACACAAUUGGAAACAUCCGCUAAAAGUUAUGGUUGCGAUACUGAUUGUCGUACGAAUUGUUGAGCUCAACGAUAAUGAUUCAAUUGUCACAACCGCCGUCAACCUAUUACUGUUCAGUCGAUCCAUCUGCGAUGAUUGGAUGAACCGGAUUCAGAAAGCAAAAUCUGAAUGUGAUUUUAAAGAACAAGACCAAAUUCAAAGUCUGCGCACAAAUAUGGUGGACGCAGGAAUAUGCUGUGCAUUGACAUUCGCAGUGAAUCCAAAAUCGAAAGCCUUUCCUCAAAUAUGGCAAUCAAUAACCACAAAUUCAGCUAUCUAUUACUGGCUCAGCGCCGUUGUCAAUGUAAAUAACAACAUCAUUUUGAGUACGAUGGAGAACAGUGAAUUUGACAGAAUACGUCGAACAUUCCUACGUCAAAUUUGGGUCACUGGUGUAAAUUCCGAAAAACUAUUGCUGCAACAAGUAACUAAAGAUUGCUCAACUGAUGUGAACCGGUUCGUGGCAAGCCAAUGGACUGGCGUACGAAAUGGAGUUUUUACGAAGUGGUCAUCAUUUCCUGAAGUUCAGCAAGUUGUUCACACCGAAUUGGUCAACAGAGAAGAAGGUGUGCAAACCAAUUACGUUCAGAUCGACAUCAUUGCUGGAACGUUCCUCGUCAAUGGCAUGCCAAUAUCCAAUCUACCAGAUUCCAUUGUAAAUAAUGAUUCAUUUAAGAGAACGUUUGGGUCAACUUGCUUUGAAGUGCAACCGAAUCACAGUGGAAUAUUUUGUACCCGUUACAAGUAUAAUGACUGCAGUUACCAUUUCAAGCUAGAAAAGGAUGAAGUUAUUGUGAAGGAAGUAAGAACUGACGGCGAUGUAUACGAACUGAUUCCAAUUAAUAAAUUCGGGAAAGAUAUUCCCUACGUUCUGCAACACAAAUACAGCCAUUGGUGGAAUCAAAAAACAGAAGUUAUCGAAUUCCGACCACUUCAUUUUAACGUCCAUAAUUUUGCCUCAUCCGACCAAAUUCAGUUUGAAUUGAAUCUGGACACCAAAUUGCUUUUAGAACUAAAGACAUCCAGAUGUGUCAUCGACAGAUUGAGCAGCAGUUUUGUCAAGAUUUCACAGCAACUUGCACGAUUGGAAAGCGAGAAAUAUAUAAUUGCCGUUAUGGAUGGACCCGAUGACAUCAGCAUCGAGCUACCACGCAUGAGAAUUCAGUUCAAACUGGGAGCGUCCAACGAAAUAAUGUCACAUGAAUAUGUCGGCAUGAAAGUAUGCAGCGAUCAGAAAAAGUUCGGAACUUUGUUCGGUCUGCGCAAUGGCUUACUGUUGGAGCAUCAGAACAGUCGUGAAAUGUUGGUGAUUAUGCCGCAUGGAAAAAUCGAAAAAGAAAUAGAGAGUUCAACCAACGGUGUAAAUGUUUGGAUUGCCACAGAAGAUUUACGCGACCCACCGUUUUUCAUUUAUGACAUAGACCAUCGAUGUCAACAACUGAAAGCUAGAGGAAGUUUCUCGGAAUGGUUUUAUUUGGCUCACUUGCACGCAGUCACUUCGCAAGUAUUGCCCGAUCCAUUUACUGGCAUGAAAGGCACCGAAAAGUCGUUACAAAUUUUACAGUCAGCCUACUGUUGGUCGUCUGAGCCAUACGACAGUGAGGCAGCGAAAACAUUGAAGCGAAUAAGAAAGUUAUCCGCUACCCGCAGUUAUCAUCCACCACAUCAUACAUCCAUGCAAAGAAUUAAAUGGCCAAAAAAUCUACCACCAUCCUCAUCGCAUGAAGCAUUCGCAAUUGUUGCAAAGCGCCUGUUUCGAGAUAGCGACCGUAUGAGUUUUUUGCAUUUUAAAGAAAAAUUGGAAGAGGAUGAUGACGCUAUGUUCCUGAAUGAACGAUCGUAUCGACGAUAUAGCUGUUACGAUGGAAAUGCUGCUGUUACGAAACAUUUUACAAAAUGUCAUGACGAUUCGAUUGAAGAAGAUCUACCGUCCGAUCACGAUGGCUACUUUACUGGUAGCGAAUAUCACAGUAACACCUCCAGCGAAUAUGUUGACUGUAGCAGUCGAAAUAUCAGUAUCGGUCAAAAUAGCAGUGAUGCAAAUGGCGAUGAUUGUCAUACGGUUAAUAUAAGAAUCAUAACCACUUUAGCUAAGCACGGUCAAUACCAUGUUCCAAAGAACUGCGAGAAUCGUCUUCGUCAAAUGUUGUUCUCCGAUACGAAAUCGUUACAAGGCCGAACGAAUAAAUUAACUGGAACAAAUUUGAUUCGAGAGUUGAAUUCUACACUUCCUGACCUAUGGAUUGACCUCUAUAACAUCGCAUGCGAUCACAACCUUGAUAAAUCCAAAUUUACAUUGGCACUGACGUUAUUGGCAUUGAAUGGUAUCGAUCUAAACGACUUGCUUACUCUUCAAGUUGUCGCAGCAAAUCCAUUGGAUUUUGAACCCAUAAAGUCGCCGGAUGUCUAUCUUUACACCAACAUAACGGAAGAUGAUUUCAAACACUCGACAAUUUCUGAAAUUGUUUCAUCCUGUAUGGUACCACAAGAGAUCUACUUAUCCCAAUUCAAGGAACAAUUCAUGACAGCCAAUGAACACCAGAGACCAUUACUAGUUAGUGCAUACUCUUCCCAAUGGAUCAAAAAGACUGAGUCUCAAGCAGAAGCAAUAAUUCAGCUAAUAGAAAAGCAGUGGCCAUGCGAUGAGUGUGAUUUAUCAACAAUUUACGCACCGGAAAUUCAUAUAGUCGAAGUCAUCGCCAGGAUAAAUCCACUUUUGAAAAGGUGGUACGAGAAUCGACAAUUGAAACUAUUUUUGGCUGAAAUUGGCAAGAAAAUGCGUCAGUUAUCGCAUCGAUCAGUGGAGUUCGAGAGGAAUUUCAAAGAAAUCGUUUACAAAGUUCACUGUGAAAGCAGUCCACCGAAAUACAAAAUCAAUUUUAUGGAAAAAAUUCAUCGAAACUUCGACGACAAUGUUACCGUCGACGACAUUAAAUCAGCGGAUCGACUGUUCCGAAAAGGAGAAUUUGAUGGUGAGGAACUGGAUGCAUUUUGGCAAAGAAUAAAGGACUUGCAUUUACCAACGAAGGAGAGUUUUUUGCACUCGGCAAACAUUUAUCCGCGCCUUGUACCCACACUGAUUUUACCUCAAAUGAUUUCGUCCACUAAUGCAAAUCACAAGACAAUGAUUGGUGCAUUGGGGGUGCUAAUUUCGAACGAUCAACGGGCUGCGAGAAUAAAGAACUUGGAAAUGCAGCCGAAAAUGGAAGUGGCCCUACGUCGUGAAAAAGAGGAAAUUCCAUUCUCCAAUUGGUCGCCGUCCGUUUAUCCGCAAUGGUUGCUGUUUCAAAUUGAAAUGGAUUUAACGAUUCGUGGAAUUCAAGUGAAAGUGGCGAAAAACAUGAUCCAACCGUCGACGAAUGAACAUUCAGUGAUGCAAUUAAACAUGGGAGAAGGAAAAACCGCGGUCAUUGUUCCAAUACUUUGUGCUCUGCUAUCAAACAAAAAACACGUCUGUCAAGUGACCGUACUGAAACCGUUAUUUGAAAGUAACCUAAAGUCACUGAGAAAAUGUUUGGGCGGAAUGUUAAAUCAUCGAGUUUUCGUAUUUCCUUGCCGUCGUGAUAUGAUCUUCAGCGAAGAUAAUGUUCGCCUUCUACUGGAGACAUAUAAAGACUGUAAGAAACUCAAGGGCAUCAUUAUGACAUUACCCGAAUGGCGCUUAUCACUGCAAUUGAAAAUGUACGAGUCAUCACGCAAGAAUGAGUUCGGUAUCUCUUCAGCUCUGCUGCAAAUCCAUAAAUGGCUCAACAAAAAUGUCCGGAACAUUUUGGACGAAUCCGAUGCUAUUUUGAAUGCUAAAUACCAACUCAUAUACACGGUGGGCGAGCAACUACCACUCGACGGUGGAGAGCUUAGAUGGCUGGUCAUUCAGAGCAUCUUGAAAAUCAUUCCGUCGAAUUUAAAAAUCCUCUGGGACAAAUAUGGUAACGAGAAAAUUGAAUUCGACCACGACUUCAACGUCGAAAAAUCUUCGGAAAAGUUCUGUCAUUGCCGCAUCCUGCAUUCGUCCGUGUACGAUGAGCUACAAGCUAACAUUGCAAAUGAUUUCGUCGAGGAACGGACACAGAUUCCAUUUCCAAAAUUGAAAACUUCCGAAAAAGUUCUGGUGAAAGCAGUGCUAUGCGAUAAAUAUGUCGAUCCUACUACAUAUGAUGACUGUAUGAAAAUAUUCGAAGAGUAUCCCGUCCACCAGAAUGUAAUAUUUUUAUUGUCUGGCCUGUUGAAAUUCGAGGUGCUUCAUUUGGUAUUGAGGAAACGAUGGCGCGUCAAUUAUGGUGUAAAUCCGAAUGGUAAACGAAAAAUGGCAGUGCCGUUUCUAGCUAAGGAUGUUUGUGCAGAAAAUACCGAAUUCGGUCAUCCAGAUGUAGCUAUUUGCUUCACAUACCUCAGCUACUAUUAUUCUGGUUUAACGGAUGUCCAGCUGUUGAAUUGCUUUGAUACCUUGACCAAGCUUUCGAAUGGAGACGAAAAAUAUAAAGAAUGGAUUUCCUGCAUGCCCGCACAACGAGUUCAUAAAUCAGUUCGCAAUUACGGGGGCGUUAAUUUAUCGGAUGCCACCCAACGUACAAUGCUGUUCACUUUACUGCGCUACAACAUGAACGUUAUCGACUUUUGGCUGGCCAAUACUGUCUUUCCGAGGGAAGCUAAAAUUUUCGACAUGAAAAUGAUGUGCACUGCUUGGGAUCUAUGUUCAGAGGAAUCGUCAAAUGUCGUUACUGGUUUCAGUGGUACAAACGAUACGAAAUUGCUGCUACCCAAGCCAAUCUGUCAAAAUGAUUUGAAGGAACUCGAAGACACCAAUGAGAAUGUACGCAAAACCAUCGUUCUCGAGGAAAAUGAUAACUACGAGCACUUGCAGUCGAAUAUCAGUGGUCUUGACAUUCUAAAGAAAUUGGUAGAAAAUCGGAUUCCGGUUUUGUUAGAUUCCGGAGCGUUAAUGCUCGAAUUGAACAACGAACAAGUGGCCAAACAUUGGCUGGAUCUAGUUUCGACGGAUCGAUUCGAUGCGGCUGUGUUCUUCAAUGAAAGGAAUAUUCUCAUGGCUGUCGACCGUCAUAAUUGUCUCAGAGAAUUCGAUUGCUCACCAUACUUUGAAAGGCUUGAUAGAUGCGUCGUUUAUCUGGAUGAUGUGCACACAAGAGGUACGGACCUGAAAUUUCCAACCGGGAUCAAAGCCUGCGUAACUCUAUCCGGCGGCAUAACACGUGAUAAAACGGUUCAAGCUUGCAUGCGAAUGCGUUUACUGGGUCAAGGACACACUAUUUGUUUUUGGGCAUCUGAGGAAGCUGAUAACGGCAUUCGAGAACUUACUGAUAAAGCUAAAGCCGAAUCGAUCUGUGUGCGAGACGUGUUCGAUUGGAUUUGUUAUAACAGUAGAGAGUUUGAGAAAGAUGGGUUGGUUCACUGGUCGGUGGCAUCAUAUAAUUAUUCACAAAAAUUGGCUGCAUAUCGAUACAUUGAUGAUGAAAUGAAUGACGCUUGUGCCGGUGGUGGUGACACGCAAAAAUUACUCAAGCGACUUGGCAAUUUUUGCACGGACAAAGAGAUAAUAAAACUGGUUGAUCUUUACGGUGGAAAAAAUGAACUGUCCGUUGUGUCGAUAUUCACCAAACGAUUUUCGAGCCUGAUCGCCCGUUACAGUAAAUUGUCACGUAAGUUGUUCAAUAACAAUGUGGCUCUGGAAACGUUUUUGUCAUCCAACUAUGAGUUCGUUAUCGAAAGGCUCCAAAAAUGUAUUCCGGACAUGAAGCGCUUCUCUCACAUACUGGAUGAAGAACAAGAAAAAGAGCUUGAGUAUGAACUGGAAGAACAGAGGGAGGUGAAGCGACCUGGCGUAGCCAAUCCUGUAAAGCCAGCAGCGGAUGCACUUUUGGGCGAUUUUCUUCGUCAUGGCAUGAAAAAUCGUAAGCAAUGGAGCAACUUAUUGAAUGCAAAAUUGGUGGUACAUCUGCCGAAGGCUUUAGAAAAAACAAGUCUUUGGUCGCUGUUGAGUAAAAAUGAAACGAAGUGGGGUAAAGACAUUUACGCAACAACUGAUUUUGUCAAUGUCGUGGACACACAAAAUAUACAGACAGAUGAAUUCCUGCGACCCGUUUGGUGGAUAGUAUCUGCACAGUCGGCAGAUGAAACUGAAAAAUCGAUUUUUCUGCUAAUGAGCCCGUUCGAAGUCAACCAAUUUCUACACAUAUUUCGUGGAAAUGCAUCUACAACGCUGCGAAUGUAUUCACCUCGGCUGAAGCCCGAUCCGAAUAUCAACACUAUGAUCAAUACCAGAGAGCUACAAAUGCCCUUUGAUUCGCGUUCACCAGAUGUCACCGGAUUCGUCGAGUCUCAAUUGUCCGUCUUUGCCGGAACCAUCUAUUUCGAGAACAAGACGCAACUGGAAAAUUAUUGCACCUUCCUGGGAAUCAUACCGAGUCCGUUCAACGCAAAAUACCAACAGGCAUACGACAAGGGACAAAUCAGCUUGAACGGUUUCGUUCGACCACAAUUUCGUGAUAUUUGCGAUGGAAUCAAAAACGGUUGCCCAUUUAAGAAAAAUCCCGAUAAAUUGGUCUGCGAAAUCAUCGAAAGACGACACGGAUUCUUGCCGAACAAUUCACACGUUGCUAAAAUUGUCAUCGAGGGAACUAUCAAGGGAAUCAAGUAUGGCAAUUGACCGGUUUAGGAUUUGAGAUCCACCCAGCAACGAUGUUUUUUUACUCAUUCAAAUAAUUUCAAAUAGAUCAGCUCAUUAUCCAAAUGUAAUUUCUUGAUUUGAAAAAUAAAAUUUUGUUUCAU